This is a messenger RNA of Abrus precatorius (Indian licorice), 1931 nucleotides long. RefSeq names its product zeatin O-glucosyltransferase-like. NCBI's taxonomy places the organism in Eukaryota, Viridiplantae, Streptophyta, Magnoliopsida, Fabales, Fabaceae. The coding region runs from base 477 to 1931 and encodes 484 amino acids. The record is from RefSeq and is a predicted model, not a curated record. Gene Ontology annotation, molecular function: UDP-glycosyltransferase activity. The transcript has a single exon.
GAUAAGGCUUAAUUUAAAUGCGAUGACUUUUAAAUCUCUUUAUUUCAACAGCUAAGGUUCUGAAUACACUGUACAAUGAAGCACAUUACACGGCCACAUGAUUAGUUAUUCCAAAGAAUUAAAAGGAUAAUUCGGCAAAUUUGUUAUUGGUACUGAUUAAGUUAUUUAUAAUUUUUUUCUUGAUCCUUGUGAAAAAAAUCUUAAAGGACAAUCAAUUUUAAAAUGAAAGAAAUAACAAUUAAGAUAAUUUGUAAACACAAAAUAUUAAAAAAAUACAGUUAUCUUUAUUAAAAUUAAUUCAUUAAAUAAUAAAUUAUAUAGUUUUGGAAAUUCGAAUAAAAUUUGGUUUUGGAGAUAAAAACGUGGGCGAAGUGAUGUCCCAACAUUGAUUUCCUUUCUAUAAAUACCGAACAUACCUACCUAACUAGCAUUACACACAACAAUUACCUACCUCAGCCACAAGAAACAAUUGUUGAAUGGCUUCUUCUAGCUAUGAAAGUUCACCAAUGGCUUCUAAUUUUUGCAGCCAUGAAAAAGUGCUUAGCAAUGGAACGUUCCAUCCAACACCAGUGGUAGUUGUUGUUGUGCCUUUCCCAGCACAAGGGCAUCUGAACCAGCUUCUUCAUCUCUCACGCCUCAUCAUAGCAUAUAACAUACCUGUUCAUUUUGUAGGCACACCCACACACAAUCGCCAAGCCAUAGUUCGUGCACAAGGUUGGGACCCAACUUCUAUUUCAAACAUUCAUAUUCAUGACUUGAAGGUUCCUCCUUUUGUUUCCCCUUCUCCUAAUCCAUAUGCUCAAACAAAGUUCCCUUCACAUCUUUUCCCUUCUUUUGAGGCCUCAACAAGACUUCGUGAACCCGUGGCUUCACUUUUGCAAUCUCUUUCAUCUAGGGCUAGAAGGGUUGUUGUCAUCCAUGACUCCCUUAUGGCUUAUGUGGUGCAAGAUGCUAUUCGUAUACCCAAUUGUGAGAGCUACACUUUCCAUAGUGUCUCUGCCUUCACCAUGUUUUUGUACUUUUGGGAUGCAAUGGGGAGACCCCAAAUAGAAAGUUCUCACAUCCCUGAGGUUCCAUCUCUUGAAGGGUGUUUCACAACCCAAUUCAUAGAUUUCAUCACUUCACAAUAUGAGUUCCAUAAGUUUAGCAAUGGAACCAUUUACAACACCACAAGGGCAAUUGAAAGCCCUUAUAUGGAGUUAAUAGAGAGGAUCAUUGGUAGCAAGACUCAUUGGGCUUUGGGGCCCUUUAACCCUUUGUCCAUUGAAAAGGGUGUGUGUGAAGGUAAAAGGCACUUUAGUGUUGAAUGGCUUGAUAAGCAAGAGCCAAGAUCAGUUAUGUAUGUGUCUUUUGGGACAACCACAUGCUUCACUGAGGAACAAAUAAAGGAACUUGCAAGUGGGUUGGAACAAAGCAAGCAAAAGUUCAUAUGGGUAGUGAGAGAUGCUGACAAAGGAGAUGUGUUCAAUGAGGAACAUGGAGUGAGAAGUGUUGAACUUCCAAAAGGGUUUGAAGAGAGAGUUGAAGGCAUUGGGUUAGUUGUGAGAGAUUGGGCGCCCCAAUUGGAAAUUCUAAGUCACAUUUCAACUGGGGGGUUUAUGAGUCACUGUGGUUGGAACUCUUGCAUGGAAAGCAUCACUAUGGGAGUGCCAAUAGCAGCAUGGCCUAUGCAUUCUGAUCAACCUAGGAACAGAGUUUUGGUGACUGAAGUGCUUAAGGUUGGUUUGGUUGUGAAGGAUUGGGCCCACAGGGAUGAGUUGGUGACAGCAUCAGAUGUUGAGAAUGCUGUGAAGAGGUUGAUGGCAACAAAGGAAGGUGGUGAAAUGAGACAAAAGGCAAGGAACCUGAAAAAUGCCAUUCUCAAGUCCGUGGAUGAAGGAGGUGUUUCUCGUGUGGAAUUGGAUUCAUUCAUUGCCCACGUCACUAGAUAG